AUGACGUCUUCCUCCUCCUCUUCCAACCUACAUCCCAACUCGAACCCCAAUAUCGCCCUCCAUUUAACAGAUUCAUCACUUACCCCGCUGCUCUCAACUUCCUCAUCGUCCACUUCCUCCACCUCCCGAGCUAAUCCCGCCCAAAUUCAAUCUCUCACUGCCCUAACAUCCACCGCCCUCUCUGCCUACAAUUCUUCUGUGCAUUUAAAGCUCGGGACCCCGCAACGCAUAAUCGUCGAGACCGCCCCCUCGGGUCCCAUUCUUCUCCAUUCCUUUAUUGCCCCUACAUCAUCGGCCGCUCAGUCAACUUCCGGUCGACAUCGUAGCCGACCUAUACAUAACCACGCAUAUGGCGCUCGAAUGAAUGGGUUAGAAAACAUUAAUGGAGGAUCGAGCAUACGAGGUUUAGAAAUCAUAUCUGCGGCCCGAGAAGAUAUGCGACCGUUGAGUGGUACAACUGAGGGGAGCCAUUCCGAACAAGAACAUCAUGAUGUGAAGGAUGAGGGAGUUCAGGCUCCUUUAUUGGUGGGAACGGUUGUGGCUAGAUCGGCAGAGCAAAUAGGGGAGGCAAGGAGGGCGGCACACAGGAUUGAGAUUGUUGCGCACGGGUUUCAAAAUGAGUUGAUGAAAGAUACGGCAGAAGUAAAGAAGGAAGAAGAGGACGAGGAUACAGCUGGGGAUGGUUGA
Sclerotinia sclerotiorum 1980 UF-70 is the source of this 687-nucleotide messenger RNA. RefSeq lists its product with no specific name. The record is from RefSeq and is a predicted model, not a curated record. The transcript has a single exon. The coding region runs from base 1 to 687 and encodes 228 amino acids. Lineage: Eukaryota; Fungi; Ascomycota; Leotiomycetes; Helotiales; Sclerotiniaceae.